UGUGGGUGGAGCUUCCGCCACUGGCCGGACACCGCUGCGUACCUCCCCGGGUCAGCGCGCUCCCCCCGAGGACACGCACUUCCUGCCAGGCCUCUGUGCGCACCUUGGCCAAACGGAGCCGAGUCCAGCCGAGCCCAAGCCCUUCUAAGCGGAUCGCCAUGGUGGACGAGCUGGUGCUGCUGCUGCACGCGCUCCUGGUGCGACACCGCGCCCUGAGCAUCGAGAACAGCCAGCUCAUGGAACAGCUGCGGCUGCUGGUGUGCGAGAGGGCCACGCUGCUGCGCCAGGUACGUCCGCCCAGCUGCCCGGUGCCCUUCCCUUCAAAGUUUAACGGCGAGAGCGCCCGGCUCCCCGAGUUUGUUGUGCAGACGGCAUCUUACAUGCUUGUGAAUGAGAACCGCUUCUGCAACGACGCCAUGAAAGUGGCAUUCCUGAUCAGCCUCCUCACCGGGGAAGCCGAGGAAUGGGUGGUGCCAUACAUCGAGAUGGAUAGCCCCAUCCUCAGCAAUUACCGGGCCUUUCUUGAUGAGAUGAAACAGUGUUUUGGCUGGGAUGACGACGAAGAUGAUGAUGACGACUACGAGGAUGAUGAUUACUAGGCCUGGAGCCCCUUAGGCCUAGAGGGGGAGGGCCCUGCACGCCGCCUCCUCCCCACCCCCACCCGCCACUCCUGCUGCCGCUGUGCUCCCGUUUGCAUUGCCAUCCUCUUCCCUGCCCGUCUGUUCUCUCCUUCACCCCUGUAGUGCUUGUCUUUGUUCCAGGAACAGUGCUCCAGUUUACCUGCUGCAAGGGCUUGGGUUGGGCCUAGGCCCAGUCGGAACUGCACAUUGUCUUUAACUCUGACCAAUCUCAGCACUAUUCUCCUGCUAAUAUGAACUGUGUUUUGAGCUCCAGCCAUUGUCCAGGACCCUGUUAGAACUGGUCAGACCACCUCAUCCCUGCUACUGCCAUUCGCUAGACUGCCCGUCCUUCAUCGGCCAGGGACUUAUGCUGUCACUUCACCACCACCACCAUUCACCGCAUCCCAUCAGCAGACAUCUGUUUUUCAAGAUUAGGACGAAGUAGAAGAUGCCUGAGUUGGCAACACCUCUUCAGACUGAUUUGGACAGCUCACCUACCCCUGCAUGGGACAGUGUUACAGCCUGGUUAGUUCUGUACUCCAGGGUCCUCUCUGCCCUGCCAGAUUGCUGCAGGAGCCUGAUGUGCCUGACAGCCAAAAUGUUGACAUUUCUUUUCUCAUAUGCAUCAGUUUUGCACAGCUGUCAUUUUUCUUUCAAAAUUGCAUCAGUCUCACAGAUAUGUGUAUUUGGACAAAUAGUACUGAAUAAAGAAGCAAACAGGCGCUUAGCCCAGCUCCUCUCUAGUACCUGGAAAAAGCAUUGGCAUUCUUUUCAAUAAAUAUUAAGCACUGCAAAACUAGA
Molecule: messenger RNA, 1421 nt
Organism: Nannospalax galili (Upper Galilee mountains blind mole rat)
Lineage: Eukaryota; Metazoa; Chordata; Mammalia; Rodentia; Spalacidae
Gene: Ldoc1
Product: LDOC1 regulator of NFKB signaling
Exons: 1
Coding region: 159-599 (146 amino acids)
Source: RefSeq, a predicted model, not a curated record